AUGUCAAGGAUAAUAAUAACAGAACAAUCCGUGAGGUUUGACACCACUUCUACCCCUUCAGUCGUCACCGUGAACUCUCCUCCAGCCAAAAUAAACGAGAAGACGUUCAACGAUGAUGUCGAACGAGCUCUACAGUCCCCACCUGCUCGAGUACGUCCUGGGCCGAUCCCGUCAGGGAACUCAUCCUUGACCAUGGUCACCGGCUGGGCGGAUGACGUAGAGGCAUCAUCGAGAUCAGAGGGGGGCAUAGUACGGCAUUUCAAGAGAGAUAUAAACACAGCUGGCACCGAGAUACUAUUGAUAGCAUGUGCCUUUAUUUCUGGUGUUAUCGAUAGUGCCGCCUUUAAUGCCUGGGGCAGUUUUGCGAAUAUGCAGACAGGAAACGUUGUAUUUCUUGCCUUAGGGGUCUCAGGCCAACCACCUACUCCUCCGAACAGAUGGGCCAAGUCCCUGCUUGCUAUCGGAGCCUUUGCUAUCGGAGUCCUUUUCUUUAGAUACGCUUCUGCUUUUCUGCGUCCACUUCGACGAUCAACACUAGUUGCCUCUUUUACCCUCCAAACCACUGCAAUUCUCAUAUCCAGCAUCCUUGUACAGACAGGAGUGGUGGACUCAAACAUCGAGGCCUCCACCCACGGAGUCCACUGGAUCCAAGUUCUACCCAUCACCAUCCUGGCCUUCCAGGCUGCCGGCCAAAUCGUCACUUCACGAUUGCUCGGCAUAGAUGAGAUACCGACUAUUGUGUUGACGACGCUGCUAUGUGACUUGCUCAUGGACAAGAAGCUUUUUAGCUUCCGCCCACGAUGGAAACUAACUGACUUCCGCACUCGACGGCUGUUAACCUUACUAGCAGCCUUCUCCGGUGCCAUGCUUUCUGGUGGCUUGUCGAAAGUAGGUGGUUUGUCUGCUUCAUUGUGGCUAGCUACCGGGAUUAAAGCGAUUGUAACCGUGUGCUUUCUCCUAUGGCGAGGUGAAAAGGACGAAGACUUUGACGAUAAUUGA
This is a messenger RNA of Nannizzia gypsea CBS 118893, 999 nucleotides long. RefSeq lists its product as hypothetical. The transcript is spliced from 2 exons. Lineage: Eukaryota; Fungi; Ascomycota; Eurotiomycetes; Onygenales; Arthrodermataceae. The record is from RefSeq and is a predicted model, not a curated record. The coding region runs from base 1 to 999 and encodes 332 amino acids.